Molecule: messenger RNA, 2979 nt
Organism: Micropterus salmoides (largemouth bass)
Lineage: Eukaryota; Metazoa; Chordata; Actinopteri; Centrarchiformes; Centrarchidae
Gene: aggf1
Product: angiogenic factor with G patch and FHA domains 1
Exons: 16
Coding region: 156-2384 (742 amino acids)
Biological process (GO): vasculogenesis
Molecular function (GO): nucleic acid binding; protein binding
Source: RefSeq, a predicted model, not a curated record
AAGAACUUCCGUUAUGACGUAGUAAGCUAGUAGUAAAUGGCGGUUGCGGACAGGGUGGACAGUAAAUAUUACCACGGUUAUAACUGUCCGUUCAUGUGCCGUGCUGACACGAAAUUCACCGCUAAACAGACGAAAACGAAUAAACCGUUGAACAAAUGGAGAACGAAUAUGGAGAAAAGGACACGGAGGCUGAACUCCGUCUGAGAGUAGACUCGUUGAAGCAGGAGCUAACAGAGUGCAGAGCCGAGCUGGCCAAGUUACAGAAACAACUGAACCAGUCCGAAAGACUGCACAGGAGCACGGAGAGCUACAACGAAGACCUGAGGAAACAGGUUGACCUGCUGAGCACAGAGAUUCAUAAACGUAAGAAGAAAGAUAAAGACAGAGUCGACAGUGAAACUCAGACAGAAGAAUAUGUGUGGACAGAAACUGAUUAUUACAACUAUUACUAUGGAGGCUACAAUCAGAACACAGAGGCUUCAGACACUCAGGAAGGCAUGAACACAGUAGCAGCAGUGGAUGUAGCUGAUGGCAGUGAGGCAGCAGAGGUAGCAGAGGUUUCAACAGCAGAGAUUUCAACACCAAAUGAAGCAGCAGCCGAAAGUGUUGCAGCCACGGCAGAGGAGGGUGAUGCAGGAUCCAUAGCUGAUAUACUGAGAGCCACUGCUGAAGAGGCUAUGACACAGACAGGGUUUGUCUUUGAUGAGACUACUGGGAUGUACUAUGACCACAGCACAGGCUUCUACUAUGACUCGGCCAGUCAGUUGUACUAUGAUGCCAACACGGGCAUUUAUUACUACUAUGAUGCGGAGAGUGGACGAUACCAGUUUCAUUCCAGGAUUGAGGUGCCUGCUGCACAAACUUCUGCAGAGCCUUGUAAAGACGAGACCAGGGGUGAAAAGAAAGGCAGAAAGCUUAAGAAAGGGUCCAAGAAAACCUCCCACAAGGACGAUAAGGAACUCAUAUUUGAUGAGGUAAAGUUGGAAGAAGAAGAAACUGACUGGGUUGAAUGGCCAACAACCAAGAGGACAGAAUCACGAAAACUGAAGCGAAAGUCUCGAAGUCCAGAUGUGGCACCACGUAGAAAAGAAUGUUCUAAACGCCGGGAAGAGAGUGACAAGUCUUCAUUAAAGAGGAAGAAGCAGAAAAAUGGCUCUCACAGUGAUGAAAAGGGUAGAGCGAGGAAGAAAAGGAAGAAAUCAAAGUCAAAAAAGCAAAAACAGAAAAAGAGCUCAGCUCAAAGUGAUGAUUCGGAGGGAAACAGUGAACCGGAAGAGGGUGAGAUCACAGAGUCGGAGAGAGAAGAUUGGGAGUCCACUCCCUCGUUCUCAUCAUCUUCGAGCUCCCCCUCUAGGGACAGCCCAGAGUCAGAAAUGGAGACUCAGACUCAGGAAGUCAAGGACAUUUGGCCGCCCUGUGUAAGAGUGACAGUGGUCAGAUCUCCAGUGCUGCAGGUGGGCACUCUGUUCAUCAUCACAGCCGACUGUCCAGCCACUGUUGGCAGAGAGAAAGAUAUGGACCAUGCGAUCCGAAUACCAGAAAUGGGAGUCAGCAAGUUCCACGCAGAGGUGUACUUUGACCAGGAGACGCAGAGCUACAUGCUGGUGGACCAGGGGAGUCAAAAUGGAACCGUCAUCAACGGCAACAGGAUCUUACAGCCCAAAACCAAGUGUGAUCCACACGCACUGAUGCACGGUGACGAGGUGAAGAUGGGAGAGACCGUGCUUUCCUUCCAUAUCCACUCAGGGACUGAUACCUGCGAUGGCUGUGAGCCCGGUCAGGUGUUGGCUCACCUCAGCAAGUACAAGAGAGAGGAAAAUACAGGCCCUGCUCUCACCAAAGAGGAUAAAGAAGCACUGAGACAAAAGGAGCUGAAGCAGAUGAAGGCCAAAUAUGGCCUGCAGAGCACUGAGUAUGAGGAGGCCAAAGCCCUGAGGAACCCCAAAUACACAGACCGAGCAGAGUGUCGACGACAGACGGUGGGCAGCGAGGGUGUUUUCCAACGAGAUGAUGCACCCGCUUCUGUUCAUAAGGAGAUCAGUGAAGUCAAUAAAGGACGGAAAAUGCUGGAAAAGAUGGGCUGGAAGAGAGGAGAGGGACUGGGUAAAGAGGGAACUGGAAUGAAAGCCCCGAUUGAACUGAAAAUCAGAAAGUCCCAGUCGGGUUUGGGGGCUGGUGCCGCCAUGUCUCUAGACAAUGUCUCUGUAACCAAAUCGAAGUCCCAGAAGAACUGGGAGAAAGCACGCGAGAGAUUUGCUGAUACAUGCCAGCCUGACAUGCUGUCACCUAAAACACAGAAGAACACGUCACCCAAAGCCUGGGUCAAAGCGGAAGAGUCUGAGACGACAAACGCACAAGCGGGUUUUGAUACAGACCAAAGUUAGGAGUAAGCGAGAGUGGAGAGCAAAGGUAGUCUACUUUCUGAGGAAGUGUGGUCUGCUGUCUGUAAAGUAGUGUUGUUAUACUCUGUCUCAGCCUUCAGCAUGAGGAAACAUAGCUGAAGAGCUCAGCAACGAAUUAAUUCUGAGCCGAGUUUCCUCUUGAUACAACUGUUGAACCACAGUUAUGUCACAGUGACCAACACUACCUGUCAAGCUUCCAGUGCUGGGCAUUCACAGAAUUUGUAAAAGUCACUAGCUGUGGUUGUAGAAUGUAUCCCUCCCACGUCCAUAAGUGAUCUGUGUGGGGAAAAAAACUCUUGAAGACUAGCAGCGUUCAUGUUCCAGUGUGUCUGUAGUCUGACCUACAGAGGGCAGAGCUGCCACUGUUUCUCCCAAAACAAGCUUUAACACAGUGAAGCUAUAUUUCUCACAAUGAGAUCAUGCUGUGAUAUGAGACAACUCUGGAUCUGUUUAGACAACACUGAUCAUGAUAAACCAGUCACAACUGCUCGGUGUAAUACUGUCCUAACCCCCCUCACCCCCUUUGUUCUUCUUCUUUUUUUUUUACACUAAAUUAAAUUUUGAACAUGCUCAACCA